AUGUUUGAGGACUUGAAAUACCACAACCCCGUUGGUCCCUCAACCUUUGAUUCACCUUGCGUCUUCUGCCUUCCGCUUCUGCUGUCCUCCGCCAUACCUGUCCGAAGCAUGGAUUGCCAUAGCCGUCCAACUUCUUCAAUGUUGCGGUCAAUCAGCCAUAGAAGCGAGAUCCUGGUACAACCAGAUCCUCUGAUCAUACGCGAUCCAGCCGCUAAGCCAAUCUCAAACAAAAACGAGGAGAGAAAGUUACCGAAUGACGCGACACUGGUUAACUUGACCGAUUCAUCUGCUAUGCAGGAGCCAGAGAACGGAGAAGAGUUUCGCACCGGUUUCUCGCAUUCUUACCUUGGAUAUGGAAUUCAAGAAAUCUGGCAAAGACUACCACGUCAGCCCAAACUUUACUACACCACCCUUCUGGAGCACUCAGAAGGUGGAAUGGUACUCAAGGUACCGCAGCCGAUCCGCGUGAAAGAAGACUCGACUUAG
Messenger RNA from Colletotrichum lupini, 486 nucleotides. RefSeq lists its product as uncharacterized. The transcript is spliced from 5 exons. The coding region runs from base 1 to 486 and encodes 161 amino acids. NCBI's taxonomy places the organism in Eukaryota, Fungi, Ascomycota, Sordariomycetes, Glomerellales, Glomerellaceae. The record is from RefSeq and is a predicted model, not a curated record.